Bursaphelenchus okinawaensis is the source of this 3765-nucleotide messenger RNA. NCBI's taxonomy places the organism in Eukaryota, Metazoa, Nematoda, Chromadorea, Rhabditida, Aphelenchoididae. The record is from the annotation of a GenBank genome assembly.
AUGAGCAAUAGCAUAGCUGGACCAGCUGCUCAAGAGACUAUUACGGGUGUAAAGUUACUAGUACUUAAUGAUUAUGAUAGGGUAAGUUCAUUUUUUAACGGUUUAUUGGCUUAAACAGUCGUCUUUCUUGAUUUGAUAACUGGAGUCUGAUGCUUUAUAUUAAAUUUAUUGUAUUUAUUUUAGCAACGAAAACCUCAUCCAGCGAUUAGAGAUGAUACUAUGAUUAAAAUUGGUUCUCGGACCUUGUCCACCGAGAUCACUUGUCCAAUUUGUUUGGAUCUAUUCACCACAACAAUGGGAACUAAAGUAAGUUGAAGUUAUUUCGUCAUUUUCAUGUUUAGGAAUGUCUUCACCGCUUUUGUUCCGACUGUAUAACCACGGCUUUGUUGAGGAAUAACCGAGAGUGUCCAACAUGUAGGAAAAAGAUUGUUUCAAAGCGAUCAUUGAGACCCGAUAUCAAUAUGGACAUCUUGAUCAACAAGGUAAGAAUUUCGAGAGUUUAUAGAUGAUCGAUUUUUAGUUAUGGCCAGAAAGAAAGCUGUUUGACGAUAUGCAGAAUGCUGCUCAACAGCACUAUCAAGCCGAGUCUUCCGUAGCCGCUCUUCAGAAGUCAAUCGAGAUUGGUAUCAAGGCGCAGGCAAAGAAUCGCCGUCAAAGAGUUAUUGGAUCUUAUGAUUAUGAUAGUAAGGGUGAAAAAAUUAAAUCUAGGUUUACGAAACUUAUAAAGGUUGAAUUUUGUUUAAUUUUAACGUUUUUCAGCUAAAAAGAAGAAGAAAAGAAACGAUGGUGAGGAAGAAGUUGACAGUCCUGAACAACUCUCUCCAUCGGCGGUUGACGAUGAUUCACCGGUUGAUGAAGGCUCUUCUCAACCUCCUUCACAAGAAGAUGAAGCUUUAAGCUCAAGUGAUUCGGAAGAUUCAGGUAAACUUGACUUUCUUUCUUGUAUUUAGGUCACCUAUGAUAAUAUCGACGUUAUAGUUGAGUUUAUAUCUGAAUAACAUCUUAUUUUACUUUAGAUGACUCUAGCUCAUUGUCCUCAACGAUUACCGACUCAAGUGAAUGUGAAAUGGAGGUGGAUGAUCAGAUACCAGAGACAUCCAAGUCGUCAAUGCAAGCUGUAGAACAAGGUUUGGAAAAGAUGGCUGAACUGAAUAUUGAGCAGCCAAAACAAGAAGAAAUUAAUGUCAUGGAUUCUUCUGGAGACACUUCUGCUGUAAGGCUUUACAUUUUCUUGGUUUUUAGGUAAUUAACGAUGAAGAAGGGUAAUAUACAGGGUGUCCUAACUUUUCUGAAGGAAAGUAAAAGCUUCGUUCUCGAAAAGUACUAGUCCGAUUUGGAUGAUUUUUUUUUGCACACGACUAGGAAUUACUUGCGGAUUUGGUAUUGAUACAUUGUUUUUGAGUAUUCGGUGGUGGCUCGGCGGAGGGUGGCGGAGACUGAUUUUUUUAUGUUUCGGACAAAAAAUAUGUAAUUUUGUUUUCGCAUUCUGCCCAAACAUUUUUCAAAAACAUUUUCUUUCAAUGAAAAACUUUUUUGCUAUGUCGGCUGACGAUCGGCGGAGAAAUUCGGCGAAGGCCAUAACUCGGCCAGUUUUUAAUAUUUUUGAACCGGACAAAAACCAGUGGUGUUCUAAAGCAUUUUUCUACAAAAUCGGCCAUACUUUAUAAAAAAUCGGUAAUUUUCAAAAAUUCGGCGGAGACACCUAAUUUUGGCGGAGGCGAUAACUCGGCCAGUUCUUAAGAUUUUUGAACCAGACAAAAGGCAGUGGUGUUCUAAAGCAUUUUUCUACAAAAUCGGCCAUACUUUAUAAAAAAUCGGUGAUUUUUAAAAAUUCGGCGGAGACACCUAAUUUCGGCGAAGACCAUAACUCGGCCAGUUCUUAAGAUUUUUGAACCGGACAAAAGCCAAUGGUGUUCAUUGGCAUUUUUCUCCAAUAUGUCACAAUUUUAUAAAUUAUCUACAAUUUUUAACAAAUCAGCGGAGACACCAGAUUUCGGCGGAGACCAUAACUCGGUCAGAUCUUAAUAUUUUUGAACCGGGCAAGAACCAAUGGUAUUCAUUGCCAUUGUUCUUUAAACUGUCAAAGUUUAAUAAAGCAUCAACAAUUUUUAACAAAUCAGCGGAGACACCAGAUUUCGGCGGAGACCAUAACUCGUUUUAAAAGUUACCAAUUUUUUACAAAGAUGGUCGGUUUUUUAGACAAAAGCUUCAGAACACCACUAGUUUUUGUCCGGUUCAUAAAUAUUAAGAUCUGACCGAGUUAUGGUCUUCGCCGAGAUUAGGUGUCUCUGCCGAUUUGUCAAAAAUUGUAGAUAAUUUAUAAAAUUGUGACAUAUUGGAGAAAAAUGCCAAUGAACACCAUUGGCUUUUGCCCGGUUCAAAAAUCUUAAGAACUGGCCGAGUUAUGGUCUUCGCCGAAAUUAGGUGUCUCCGCCGAAUUUUUAAAAAUCACCGUUUUUUAACAAAGUUUGGUCGAUUUUGUAGAAAAAAGCUUCAGAACACCACUGCCUUUUGUCUGGUUCAAAAAUCUUAAGAACUGGCCGAGUUAUCGCCUCCGCCAAAAUUAGGUGUCUCCGCCGAAUUUUUGAAAAUUACCGAUUUUUUAUAAAGUAUGGCCGAUUUUGUAGAAAAAUGCUUUAGAACACCACUGGUUUUUGUCCGGUUCAAAAAUAUUAAAAACUGGCCGAGUUAUGGCCUUCGCCGAAUUUCUCCGCCGAUCGUCAGCCGACAUAGCAAAAAAGUUUUUCAUUGAAAGAAAAUGUUUUUGAAAAAUGUUUGGGCAGAAUGCGAAAACAAAAUUACAUAUUUUUUGUCCGAAACAUAAAAAAAUCAGUCUCCGCCGACCUCCGCCGAGCCACCGCCGAAUACUCAAAAACAAUGUAUCAAUACCAAAUCCGCAAGUAAUUUCUAGUCUUGUGCAAAAAAAAUCAUCCAAAUCGGACUAGUACUUUUUGAGAACGGAGCUUUUACUUUCCUUCAGAAAAGUUAGGACACCCUGUACAUAAGGUAGCUUAAAAAAUUGCUGUUUUGACUAAAAAUUGGUGAAAAAUAGCUUUUUUAAAGGAUUAAACAAACUUAACUAAUGCCAUUUUGCUUUAUAAAGAAGGUUGUAGCUUUUUUAAAGUCUGUGAGUAAGGUUUUAGGUAAUUUUUUUACCUUUAGCUAACGGAAGACCCUUCAACAUCAGAACAAGUCAUAUCAGACCAAAUCGAGUUGGAGAUUUGCCCUGCCAAGUCUCUGAGAAGACGAUUGGACAUUGCCCCAAGUGUCAGAAAGUCACGGUACAUUAAGACGAGUUUGGAUUGUACUAGUAAGUUGGAAGAUGUUGGUUUUACAGAUGUUUUAGUGUUAUACCUACUAUAAUAUAGGCCUAUAUCUUCAUUUUUUGAAUUUUUAUGAAGUGUUUUGAUAGAUUUGGUUUCAAAAUUGAUGUCUUAACAUAUUAACGUUUCAGUAAAACACCUCUGUCACUACAUUCGUCAAGCAGCUCAACUAGAACUGAAGCCGGAUGCUGAUGAAGAUGCUCGAGUCAUACCAACCGUUUUCUACAUGUACUACCUGACUUCCAGUCUAAAUAUAGAGCAAGCUGAGAGCUUUACAACGCUGAGACAAAUUCAUAUCUAUUCAACGACAACGGAAAGUCAUCUAAAGGUUGUGUUUGACACCCAGCCGAACGAUGAUAAUCAACGUGAUCAGAACAUUGCUCCCGAGUUUGAUGUUGAUCUGGACCCGGAUGCUGGUGAUGAGGAUCCUGAUUGGCGUUAG